Macadamia integrifolia is the source of this 1555-nucleotide messenger RNA. RefSeq names its product WAT1-related protein At4g30420-like. Gene Ontology annotation, cellular component: plasma membrane. Bases 253 to 1329 code for a protein of 358 amino acids. Gene Ontology annotation, molecular function: transmembrane transporter activity. Lineage: Eukaryota; Viridiplantae; Streptophyta; Magnoliopsida; Proteales; Proteaceae. The transcript has 7 exons. The record is from RefSeq and is a predicted model, not a curated record.
CCAAAAUAUCAAUCUCACAGAUGCCCUCUACUGUCCAUAAAAACUGCUUCACCCUAUUGCCAUGUACUUUAUACUCUUUCAGGAGUUAGGCUUUCAGGAGUAAAGAAUCAUUACUACUGGGAGAUCCAUGCUGCAACUAAACCAGAAUACUUCGAAGGAGUGUAUGAUGCGUCAAGCUCAAGCAUAAUUUUGUUUUCAGUGUUUGUGAAGUUCACUAGAGAAAAUUAAUAUCUGCAAAUUAAGAAUUUGGCCAUGGGUUUUUGGGAGCAACACGGUCCUCUCAUGGCUAUGUUGGCCUUGCAAUUCACUUAUGCUGGUGUUGCUCUAUCAACAAAAGCUGCUCUUGACCAUGGAUUGAGUACCAGGGUUUUUGUGGUUUACAGGCAAGCCAUUGCUACUCUAGUCAUUGCUCCCAUAGCUUAUUUCCAUGGAAGGGGAAACAGGGUAGCCAUUGGACUGAAGAGCUUCUGUAUGAUGUUUAUAGCUUCACUUUUUGGGGUAACUGCGUUCCAAAAUUUAUAUUUUGAGGGUAUACAUUUGGCAUCUUCUUCUGUCGCAACAGCCAUGAGUAACCUUGUUCCUGCACUUACUUUCGUAGUCGCAGCUUCUCUUGGAUGGGAGAAAGUGGAUAUUAGAAGCAUUAGAAGCAUGGCUAAGGUAAUUGGGACCUUCCUGUGUGUUGGUGGAGCCAUGUCCAUGUCAUUUCUGAGGGGCCCAAAACUAUUGAAUACCAAAAUUUCAACAGAAGGAACAAUUUUACUCUUUGGUAGCAAGAACUGGUUGGCAGGCUGCCUCCUCCUCAUGUGCUGUUGUUUUUGCUGGACAUUUUGGAUGAUUUUUCAGGUGCCCAUGUCAAAGCAAUAUCCUGAUCACCUCUCUUUAUCUGCUUGGAUGUGUUUCUUGGGGACUUUACAAUCAGCUACUCUGGCAUUGUUUUUAGAACCAGACCCAAUAGCCUGGCAUCUAAAUUCCAACAUUGAAUUUUUCAGUGUUUUCUAUACAGGGACAGUAGGAUCUGCUCUGUCCUAUUUUGUUCUAUCUUGGUGCAUUUCCAAGAGAGGGCCACUCUUUACAGCAACAUUCAGUCCAAUGUGCACUGUGAUUGUGGCCUUUUUUGCUUGCUUACUUCUUCAUGAGGAACUUUACACAGGGAGCUUGUUCGGUGCGAUAACUGUUGUGGCUGGCUUGUAUGCUGUCCUGUGGGGUAAAGCAAAAGAUUUAGUAGACACAAAGAGAGAUGGGAAGCAGAUAAAUGAAUCAUCUGAGAGUUGUAAAAUUGAUGUGCAAGAACCCCUUUUAGCCAAAAAAUCUCAUGGUGUUAAUGGGUGAUGAAAAAUAUAUUUUGGGGAAGGAAAGAGAGAUGAAGCAAUGAAUAAGUAAGUGUCGCUGAAAGAAGGCUGCCUCUCUUUCCAUCACCAAUUUCAUGAGUGCUUUUGUGUUACUCUAAAGGGUUAUGAAUUCUGGUUUCUAUAAUAUUUGUAAUUUUCAUUUUGGUUCAGAUUUCUGUCAAGGGAGGUAAUGAAAUGUUCAGAAAUAUCAUUCAUUUUCCUUGGAA